Molecule: messenger RNA, 4894 nt
Organism: Monopterus albus (swamp eel)
Lineage: Eukaryota; Metazoa; Chordata; Actinopteri; Synbranchiformes; Synbranchidae
Gene: ccdc92ba
Product: coiled-coil domain containing 92Ba
Exons: 4
Coding region: 545-1444 (299 amino acids)
Source: RefSeq, a predicted model, not a curated record
CGCUCUCAGCAGCUCCACAUCCAGUGUAGACCGUGGCGCAGAUGUCGGCUGGUCCCUCCAAUCAGCUGCUGUCGGUUUGUGUUCUCGCGUGUUCUGUGCACGAUGGCUUGUUUUCAUCAUUUCCUAGCUCGAUUCCUCAGUCAGUCACUGGGUGAGGUGGAGAUGUACGCAUAUUAAAAAUGGACUGCGCACUUCCUUCACGGGCUUUUAUAUCGAUCAGUUUGAAAACAUCCUCUUCCUAAUGAUGCUCGACGCAGAUGUUGCAGCAGCACGGAGCCGUUUUGCCAGUGGAAGACGGUGCCAUGCGUCGUGGUGGUUUUACAUUUUUACGCAGCUCUCCAUCCUCUUCCUCUUCUAACCGUACGGCGUCACAUGCAGCUAAAAAGCACUUUAAUGCUUCAAAUAAAAUUGCUUUUGGGUGAAUUCCGCAGCCUACAGGAUUUGGACCAGCACUGGAGGCCAGCAUGCCCCAAUCGGAGGAUGUUUUUAUAACACCUACAAAUCACUUUUCUUAAAUUGCGAUUGUUAACAUCAAGACUCAGCCAUGGGCGACGAGAGCAGCUUGUCUCGGCAGAUAGAGAGUGUAGAGAGGAGCAUGGCGUUCCUCAGGCAGGAGCACCUCACUCUGCUCCAUGGCCUCCACCUGGAGAUCCUGUCCCUGCAGAAACGAUGUUCAGAACUGACAAGUGAGCUGAAGGUGAAGCCUCCAGGCAAAAGCCAAAUAGAGUUACAGGAGGAAGAGGAGCUCCUGGAGGCCCACUGUCAGGACAUGGAAAACCAUCUGGCUGAGCAGGAGUGCACCUUAGGAGAACUUCGUAAGGAGCUGAGUCACAAAGGAGCUUUGGUGGGCGCCCUCAGAGCCAAUCUCAAGGAAAAGGAACGCCACUUCCUGGAAGAGCUCAAACGUCGCAGCCACUGUUCAACCAUCCUUAACACAGAGCUGCAAAAACAAACAGAAGCAGCAGCAUACCUCUCCUUCCAGCUGCACGCUGCCAGGCAGAAACUUCACCACCAACGGAUGCAGCAGAGACAGGGACUCCUCGCCAGAGCCAACAGUCAAGUGUCCCAGUACGGUACAGAGCAGAGCUCUGUUUCCCCACAGGUGUCAUCAGGAGCCUCCCCUUCCUCUCCAGUGGUCAAACCCAAGCGCAAGAGCAUUAGGACAUCUUUGAGAGUGGAGCGUGCACGGGAGUGUGUGCCCAUAGAGAAAGUGAUGGGCCCUGCAGAGCCCAUGGCCAUGCCAGACCCUGCACUCUUCCUCCACCCACGAAGGCAAAGAACUCGCUCCAGGCACACUAUGGCACAAAGACAGCCUCCUCUGUGCCUAGAUAAGGAGGAGGAGGAGGAAGGGAGUGGGGAGGGGCCGGUGGAGCCCCAGGAUGAAGCUGCCAGACUAGUGUGCUCAGCUGCAGCGCCCCCUGCUGCUGAGACAAAGGCAGAGUAGUGACUGCUGUGACUUGAACUGCAGUUUGAUCACUGUAUGAUUAUUGUCCGCCAGACUGUUAAUGCUGAUGUUCUGCACCUUGACUAAAUUAAUACUGAGGCUGGUUUUAGCUAGUGAAUUAUAUUACACUUAUCACAGAAACUUUUUUAAUAUGUACUUUGAUAUAACUUAACUUGCAAAGCAAAACUCAGUAGAGAUCACUUUAAAUUAGUCUUAAAUGAAGUUUUAGCGAUCUAUUUACACUGGUGUCACAUCCUUUGUAUCCUGUGGGGCCUUAUUUGAAAGCAACCCCAUUUUGAUUUUGAUUCUGACUAUGAUAGCAGCCAUUUUAGAUGGAUUACAUGCCCAGCUGUGUUGCACAAACAGCUGUGACCUUUCAAGGACAACUAUAAAUCGCCUCAUGGGGGCAGAUGUUUGUGUAGGAAGGACAAGCAAGGGGAGCGCAGGUGUUAGCAGGGACAUUAACAAUGGUUUCAUUCUGUAAAAGCUUUCAUUUCAGUGGGAAACAUCAGAAACCGUCAUGGUGGCUCGAGGCUGACUGAACAUCUUCAGUGAACUUUGUUGCUGGCAGCUCAUACACACCACUCAACAGCCACACCACCACCGUACCUAUACUUCCCUCAGGUGAUGUCGUACACUAGUAUGAGAACAUAUUUGGCUAAAUGGAGAGCACUCAUUUUUGAUCAUACUCAGUAGCUUCUCCUGCUAAAACAAAUUUCGCUGUGCACAAGUCUAUAAGCUAACCACCAUUUCAAGUGUCUACAAACUUUACAAAGAGAUCACAAUGACACCACAACCUACCUUUAUUUCUAAUGGUAAGUGUCCAUAAUAUAAUACAUUUAAAGGUAAUGUCACUGCUCCACAUCACUGCACACUGAGCUGCUUUUUUUUUUUAAAGCAGCUCAGCCCUUCUUUUUUUUUCCAGACCAUGGUCUAUUGUAAAAAUAAAACAUUUUAAGUGUCAAAAAAAGCAAAUACAGCCAUGUUCCCAUUUCAUAUUAUCAUUCUCACUCAUGUUUUAUAAUUAUCUUCUGAUAAUACUGCAGCUAAAUAAUUAAUAUAUCACUUGUUAAGUAUUUCUUCAAAGAUGAAAACAAAAUUCACAGCACUUGCUCUUUCCUCAGUGCCUGUUUUAGGUGGAGGAAAGUUCAGUCAGCUGUAGUUUUGGCCACGUUGCAGCUUUGCCUCUUGGGCUAAACAGCACAAUAUUUAGUCUGUGUGUUGUACUAAACGAUACACAAUGAGGCACAAGUGUGUAGUGAACAGGCCACAUUCAGGUGAUGAUCAGUUCUGAGUCAUUUCACUCAGGUGUGAUUCAUGUAAUAAACACACACGCAUACACACAACUGCUACUUCAACUCAUCUGUCUUUGUGGUUUUGUUUUUUUAUGUUGUAUGUUUGUGUGUUUUACAUCUAGAAAAAAAUGGGCAGACAAGAACAUGACUGUAGGUUUUGACAUGUUUCAAAUAUGUGUUCCUUCUUCCUUUUGCACAGAUUCCCAAAGUAGCCAUGUCAAAAUGCACAACCAAGACAGUGACUGUGUGUGUGUGUGUGUGUGUGUGUGUGUGUGUGUGUACAACUAGUAUCUUGAAAAAAAAAUUCAGUAGAAGAAAAAUCUUAACACCUUCAAUGUUAAAAUACUUGAUACUAAAAACAUACUUCUUACGACGCUUACAUGUAUCAGUGCCGAUUAUGAAUUCACUGUCUGCUCAGUUCCUCACUGUAAUUACGACCUCGCAUUAGAGGAGUCAUGGACAUAAGAAAUUCAGUGUGUACACAAAGAAGCAGGACCCAGGACAAAGUGUGGAAACUUGUGGCAUUUCUUUACUUAAGUAUUGUGUUCUUUGGUCUCAGCAACUUUUUAUAUGACUCUUUGGGAUAUGCAUAUACAGGUUUACGGUAUGUAAUGUGGCACCUCGGUUAUUUUUGAUUCCGAGUUGUGUCAGAGUCAACUGAUACUUGAGCCAUGACUUAAAUGAGCAUUAGUAACCGCAGUUUUUGACAUGAGCCAUCCUGUAAGACUGAAUUUAAUUGUGAUUCGUCGCUGUGAGGCUUUUCUUGCCUUCUAUAGCUUUUGGUUAGAAGUUUAGCAUUAUGUUUUAGCAGUGUAUCUUAAAUAAAGCAAUAUAUUUAUAUAUUAGUAGGUUGUGUCAGCUGGUUUAAAGACACUUGAGGUGUUAAAUCAAUUUUAAGAUUGUUUAAUUUUGUAUUUUUUGAGGUCAGUAUGUUUUGCUUAAUAUUUUUCUGAAGUGUCUAAUGAUUGUUUCACAUACGAAGUUCUGCCAGUUGUUAUGUUACAGUUUAUAGGAGAGGAAGCAGAGGAAUUAAGGCUAUGCUGAAUGUGAAGCAGCAGUAAAUAAACAGGCAUAUUAUUAUGCAGCAUGAGACUGUUUGGACGAAAACAAACUAAACCUGUCUUCUUUUCAGCAAAAAGACAAAUGUGAUGAGGCUGUUCACUGACCUCUCAGCUGGGAAGCCAUUACUGUAGCUUGACUGUGUGCACUAUACUUCCUCGAGUUGUACGAGACAGUAAGGGAUAAAUCUACAAAGCUGUCUUUUCCAACAGGAAUCCUGAACUUAGACUGUUAGAUUUAAUCACUUCAUCACUCCACCUUUCCGCCAAAUUAAACAACAGGUAGAACAAACUCACCAUCCAACUGUCAUAAUCUAACAUCCAGCUAUCACAUCCCAGCAUCCUCUCACAUUUAGAUGAUCUAGGCUUUUAUAUUAUGUAACACCUUGGCUGAAUAAUCAAACUACUGGCUGCUGUAUGCAUCUUUACUAUAGUACAUGCAACUCAGAGAUGGUGACUGCUUUGAGGGAAAAACAAAGUGGGCCACCACUAAAACUAGCAUGAAGACGAAUGGUGUGAUGCCUUAAUGAAGAGAUCUUUUGAUUCAUAUUCCAGGUAAAGAGAGUAAAUCUUCACUGCUUGAUUUGCUUUUUCUACUUCUCAGAGUAUAAAACUUAUCGCUCUCAUCACUCAUGCAUAGCAAGAAAGUAGAUCAUUUACUCACACCCACAGCGAAUGUCUUUCAUCUUUCUAAAUACUGAUAUCAUAACCCUAAUCCUCAUUAUAACAAUGAAAACAAAUGUCAAAUGUCAGCAGCAGUCUUUCUUUCUUUUUUUUUUUUUUACUUCCCUGGGUCCUGUCCUUGGGGUCAGUCCUGGCUGAGGUUACAUAAGUUUAUUUGGCACUUUAGAGAUCAGUGCACACUCUAUGUGGCACCAUGAAGCAUCUUCUUUGACUUGUUUUGUGGUCUCUAGCAAUAAUGCUGUGUGGUACCUGACAUGAAAUGCAGAGGGGUAUUGUUCUGGGUUGUUGUAUGGUUUUGGGCCUCAUGUGGACCACAGAUUAAUUUGUUGACUGAUUACCGCAUAUACUGUGUUAGCUUCCUAUAGUGGUCUACUGUACACAUAGCUGAAAUAAAAUGAAGGAUUGUCUAGUCC